This is a messenger RNA of Adineta steineri, 399 nucleotides long. Lineage: Eukaryota; Metazoa; Rotifera; Eurotatoria; Adinetida; Adinetidae. The record is from the annotation of a GenBank genome assembly.
AUGGAAGAGAAAAAUGGAUCAAAAAGAAUUUUACGUUCAACAACAGGUGAAGAAGAAAUAAAACUUUCGAAGGCGAUGAUAAUACCAAAAAUCAGUUUAUCAGAAUACGGAAAGGAUAUGCUAAGAUAUGUUUUUCAUUUAGUAUUAUCUGAAAAACAAUAUUCAACGCUACUUCGUUUAUUAACAAGUUUGAAAGAAGAUUUACCUGAUUUUACAACUAAUAGCAUUACAACGCUAUUCAAAUAUUUGAAGAAAUUAGGUUUUGUUUAUAGAAAAACUACUUCGGUGAAAGUUAUAUUAGAUUCAACUUAUUUUAUUGCUGAAAGAGCAAGGUAUUUUCAUCGAUUAAAUGUAUUAGAAGAAGAAGGUGCUUUAGUUUAUUAUCAAGAUGAAAGUUGA